UGUGCUUUUUGCAGGGCAGGAAUCAAUUCCUCUGCUGCACAGACUGCCUGUGCUGAUGGCAUUUGUGCUGGCCGCUGUAGUCUUGGCACUGGGGAUUUUCCUGCUCCCCCUGUUCAUCAGGCAAAAGUGCAACAGAUCAGACACCUCUGAGAUCAACAGCAGUAUCCCCCUCCAGAAGUGUCGCAGAGGUGCCAGUAAUCUGAGCACACUGAUCCUUGUGGAGGAAUUGCUGGAUGCUCUGAAGAGGCUUCAAAGGGCAGAGAUAGAGGCAGAGCAGAUGGAGGAUGAAUCAGCUGACAGGCACGAUGCAGGGCGUCUGGGCGAGUACCAGAAACUGGCUUCCUCCCUCUGCCACUCCUGCAAUGCUGGGAAGGAACUAUGUAACGAGGGCAAGAACCGCUACAAGAGCAUCAUUCCGUACGAUCACUGCCGUGUGGUGCUGCAGCCCUCUGACACAGGGAAUGACUACAUCAAUGCCAGCUACGUGGAUAGCUACCGGAGCCCGCGCUUCUUCAUUGCUGCUCAAGGCCCUUUGCCUGGGACAGUGGUGGAUUUCUGGCAGAUGGUCUGGCAGGAGAAGACUUCAGUCAUUGUGAUGCUGACAGGCUUGGUGGAGCACAACAAGAUCAAGUGCGAGCAGUACUGGCCAGAGCAGCAGCAAGUAUAUGGGGACUUCACUGUAACACUCAACAACACCAGGACCACCAUGGGUAUUGUUACACGUGUCUUCUGCCUGCAGAAGGCAGGAUACGCUCUCCCAAGAACAGUGGAGCAGUUUCACUACAUGCAGUGGCCAGACCAUGAGGUGCCCAGGAACCCUGCCCAGCUGCUGUGCCUAGUGGAAAUGGCGAACAAGAGUGGAUCAGAAUCUCCUGCGGGUCCUGUGCUGGUGCACUGCAGUGCAGGGAUCGGGCGAACAGGAACCUUCAUUGCCCUGGACUUCCUCCUGAAGAUGGCAAAGGCUGAGGGAAAGGUGGAUGUGUUCCACUGUGUGCAGAAGCUGCGGGAGCAGAGGAUAUGUAUGGUGCAGACCAAGGAGCAGUAUGCCUUUUUGUAUGAGGUACUGCUAGAAGGCUUGCUCUGUGGCUGUACUGGGGUGCCAGUGGAGAGAGUUGCCAGUCACAUCAGCUGCCUCCAAGAAGCUGAGAUCCAGAGCCAGAACAACGUCUUGGAGAAAGAGUUCAAGGCAGUGCAGAAAUUUUCUGAGUUGUUCCAGCUCCUGCCGUGCAGAGAAGCGGAGAAACCCAGCAAUCAGCCCAAGAACCGCAAGCCAGGGAUCCUGCCAGCGGACUCCUUCCGGCCCAUCCUGAUGUCCUCGCUGAAUGCAGACGGUUCGCCGGGCUACAUCAACGCCGUGUUUGCCAAUACAUACAGCAAGGAGGACAGGCUGAUCAUCACCCAGCUGCCCUUCUCCAGCACACUGGUGGAUUUCUGGGCUCUGGUCUGGGAUUACACCUGCACCUCGGUGGUUGUGCUGAACCAGCUCCAGGAGCUGGACAAGACAUAUGUGGAGAUCUGGCCCACCCAGGGCAAAGCCAUCCAUGGCCAUUUUCACAUCCAGUGGAUCUCUGAGGAGGCUGGAGCUGGUUUCACAGUCCGGACACUUGCACUCACCAAUAGGCAGCAGCCCAAGAAAUCUGCAAUGAAAGUCCAUUUCUGGCAGCUGGAGGACUGGCCCAUGCAGCACCGUCUUCCCCCACAUCCCACCACCAUCAUCAGCCUGCUAGGGAAGGUGGAGACACACCAGCGGCAGAGCCAGGAUGGACACAUCCUCAUCACUUGCUGGGAUGGUGCCAGCCGGAGUGGGAUCUUCUGUGCUGCCAGCUUCCUGUGUGAGCAGAUCCAAAGUGAGGGGCUGGUUGAUGUAUCUCAGGCUGUGAGGAUGCUGAAGAGGCGGCGGAGGCAGCUGAUUAAAGAUGUGGAGCAGUAUGGGCUGUGCUAUAAACUAGCCCUCAGUUACUUGAAUUCAUUUGAAACCUACGGCAAUUUCAAGUAAGAGACGUGGUCACAGCCCACCUCUGACCAGGACUUCAACCUUCUUGUGGAAGCAAUGGAAACCAGAGGAGAUGUGCACAGCCUCAGGAUCACAAAAUCAUUAAAAUUGGAAAGACCACUGAAAUCACCUAGUCCAACCAUGCUUUACUCCUCCCAUAAGCCACCCUAAGGGCCAUCUGCAGCUAGACAACAACAGGCUGGACCAUCUCCAAAUUGUAGACAGAAUUUCAAACAUGAACAUGGCUCUUUGCCCAGAGUUUUGGCAGGACUUUACUUGGCACCACAACAUGAGUACGCUAAGCAGAGGAUAGGCACCAGGCCUUGAUGUGUACAGGCCAAGGAUGCAAAGAACUAACUUUCCCACCCAGUCUCCCCUUCAGACAUCCUCAGUGAAAGUGGGGUAGCUGCACUAAUGCCCCAGUUGUGCUCCAUCAGGAGCACCAAACUACCAUGAGAUCUCCUGCAGGGCUGGAGCACAGGCCAUCUGUCCUGCUUUGGGGGAAGCAGCAAGCUUGUGCCCAAGAAGAGCCAGGGAAGGGAUAAUCCACAGCCCCACAGUGAUGACCUAUUCCUUCCCACACCACUCAGUCCAUUCCUGCUGCUGCAUCUUCCCGAUGCUGGUCCUCCAGGUGCCACAGCCCUGACAGUGCCAGAGAGGCUCCCUUACAAACCUGCCUGCCCCACCGUGGAAAUCCAAAUUGAAUGUCCAUACUUUGAACGUUGCCCAGGAGAGGCUGCUGCACCACACUGUAGAAUGUCUGUCUGGACUCACCCCAUAGCUCUAUCUGUGUAUCACCAAUAAAGGCUCUGUGAUGGC
Molecule: messenger RNA, 2812 nt
Organism: Lagopus leucura (white-tailed ptarmigan)
Lineage: Eukaryota; Metazoa; Chordata; Aves; Galliformes; Phasianidae
Product: receptor-type tyrosine-protein phosphatase kappa-like
Exons: 18
Coding region: 56-1996 (646 amino acids)
Biological process (GO): protein dephosphorylation
Molecular function (GO): protein tyrosine phosphatase activity
Source: RefSeq, a predicted model, not a curated record